AUGGCACAGACUCUUCUACCCGUACUUCUCUUCACAAUAUGCACGAUGCUGUUUUUCCAAGAUGCACAGGGACAACUGACCUUUGACAUGGCGCCUCCCAUCCAAUGGGCGCCUGUUGGGACAGACUACACCCUCCAGUGCCAAGCCAGUAUCCCGGGGGACUAUGCUGUCAACGUCUUCUUUAAGGAGGGACUUCUCAUCGACACUGAAGCGGAGCGGUACCAGAUAGUUGAGGAAGGCCUUGCCAUUCGGGAUGUGGGGAGGGAGGAUGGCGGGAACUACACAUGCGCGUCCCAGGGAGCCAUCGACUUCACCAUACAGGGACAGACCUUCAUCACACUCAUCGUGACAGGUCCGCCAUCAGCACCAGAAGUUCUUAGAUUUUCCUCAGUCAACACGGAUUCUCUUGAAGUGGAGGUUUCAGCCCCGGAGGAUGAUGGGGGAUCAACCAUCAUCAAUUACGUCAUCCAAAUCCGCCAAUCAGAGCAGGAGGUCGAAUGGCGGGAGUUCGUCAGCCAGAAUGCGGGACCAGUGGAGAUGACGGGUCUGCUCCCGGCGACUACGUACGAGGUGCGUGUGGCUGCGGUGAAUGCCGAUAACGGACAGGGACCGUACUCAGCCGUGGAGACGGUUACCACACUGGAUGUCGUGACCAGUGCUCUCUCAGAUGCCUCUGCAGCCACCGCCUCAGCCAUGGUUCCAACAGCCGACUCCUACUACACACCCCCACCCCCGGAGUCGGACAUGACCGUGGUGUGGGUAGUAGUGCCCACUCUGGUGGCCGUGACGUUGGUAGUGACCGGGCUGGUCGCGCUCGGCGUACACAAGAACGUCAUACACGUCAGGGGGCACAAAGUCACCGACGCAGAGAGAAGGGUACAAUGUCAGGCCCCCGGAGCGCCUACCAUCAACAGGUUCCCAGUCGUCGCACAGACAGAGGUUCAGAUCAACAUCGGGGAUCCGUCUGACCCGGGCGGAAGUGCCGUCAACGACUUCACCAUACAGCACCGGAUCGCCGGAAGUGACGACGACUGGGUGCUCUUCAGGACAAGAGACGGUGCUGGUGGGACGUGGGUGAUUGACAGCCUGGAGCCCGGCACGACGUACGAGUUUCGCGCCGCAGCCGUUAACUCCGACGGUACAGGGCCGUGGACUCCACUCAGCGAGGUCACUACGUUGGACCCGCCCACAACCACCGGCGCGACAACUACAACUACUACCGGUGCAAGUACCACCGGGUCUCCCUCAGACGACGCCGGGAACAGCCAGCAGCCCGGGGAUACCGCUACAGGGGGAGACGGUAACACCGACACCACCACUGAGCAGGCCUCGGGCGACCCAUCAGCCACUCCCGUAGCCGCCAUCGCCGCACCGAUCGCCGUCAUAAUCUUCAUCCUACUGAUUGUUGUGGCAUACUUACUUCUCCGAAGGACGUGGAAAAACAAGGGGCGAUGGGGGAAGAAGGGACGUGGAGUUCAACCGUCAGAGUCCAACAUGGAGAAGGGCGAGGAAAAGGCAACCCUGGAGAAUCACGACGGGAAGAACGACAAAGUCAACGACGCAGGAGAGCAGCCAAACGCACAGAACGGACAGUCCAGCCUACGGCCACCGCACAAGACCCACAUUAGAGCCUUCUCAGCGGCUUGAUAGUUUGGGUAGAAUUACCCAAAGGGAAUAAGAUUAUAUAUAUACGUUUUUU
Branchiostoma floridae (Florida lancelet) is the source of this 1699-nucleotide messenger RNA. RefSeq names its product twitchin-like. The transcript is spliced from 10 exons. The record is from RefSeq and is a predicted model, not a curated record. Gene Ontology annotation, molecular function: protein binding. NCBI's taxonomy places the organism in Eukaryota, Metazoa, Chordata, Leptocardii, Amphioxiformes, Branchiostomatidae. Bases 1 to 1647 code for a protein of 548 amino acids.